CGGCGAGAAUCCGGAUUCCUGCAAAAGAAAUUGAAUUCGGCCCAUUUCCCAAAAGUCGAAAAGCUAGUUUGUAUCGUGUCGGGGACCCUACGAAUGGGACUGGUCUGAUUUGGGGACUUCGGAAAUCGCUUUCUAGUCGAACUCAACUUAGGGGGUGUGUGUUAGGGUUAGGGUUUAUCAUUCGUGUGAUAUCAGGUGAGCGCUCCCUCCGCGCCAGCUCCCUCCGUCGCAGACAACCGUCGGCCUCCCCGUUGCAAAUUUACAAUGGCUGCCUACGGCAUGAUCACCGCCUUCCAAGCGUCUUGCCUAAGAUCCUCUUACUCCGGAGCCCAUCUAUGCAGACUGCCGCCAUCAUCAUCAUCAUCAUCAGUUGGGUUUCUCUCUCUGUCUUCACCAGCAUCAUCAGCUGGUAAAAUUUCGCAGAGCCGGCGCGUGUUGUCUUCGGAGCAGGAGGCCGCCGGAGGAGGAGGUCUGACGUACAAGGAUGCUGGUGUAGAUAUAGAUGCUGGAACGGCGCUUGUUGAUAAAAUUAAAGCCAUGGCUCCUGAAAUUGGAUCCUUUGGGGGUAUUGUCCAUGAUGAGAUACUCCGCGAAAAAGACGUAUGCCUUGUUCACGGGACGGAUGGCGUUGGAACUAAACUUAAGCUUGCUUUUGAGACUGGAAUUCAUGACACCAUUGGUAUUGAUUUGGUAAUCUACCACCUCCGCUUCUUGUAUACAUAUUAUUUUCUAUUGAUAAUUGCUUUUCCAAUGCCCCGACUAUAUUCGUUCUAUCGUUCGUUCAACUCUCAGGUUGCCAUGAAUGUCAAUGAUAUCGUUACUUGUGGGGCGAAGCCAUUAUCUUUCCAGGAUUACUUUUCUACAAGCCGCCUUGAUGUUGAUAUCGCUGUCAAGGUUAUACAAGGUAUUCGCGAUGGUUGCCAACAAUCUGGCUGCAGCUGUAAACUUUCAGGCGGAGAGACUGCAGAGAUGCCAGAUUUUUACAAAGACGGCGAGUAUGACCUGGGCGGCUCUGCUGUUGGAGCUGUGAAAAAGGAUUCGAUCAUUGAUGGGAAAAACAUUGCUCCCGGAGAUGUCAUCAUUGGCCUGCCGUCCAGUGGGGUUCAUUCCAAUGGUUUUUCUCUUGUGAGAAGGGUUCUUGCUGAUACUGGGGUUUCUCUCAAGGACCAACUGCCUGGUGGAGAAGGUGUUACAUUUGGCGAAGCUUUGAUGGUCCCGACUGUGAUAUAUGUUAAUCAGGUCCUUGACUUAAUAAGCAAGGGAGGUGUCAACGGAGUAGCUCAUAUCACAGGGGGUGGUUUCACAGAAAAUAUACCCCGAGUGUUCCCGAAAGGCCUAGGAGCGGUCAUUUAUAAAGACUCAUGGGAAGUCCCACCAGUUUUCAAAUGGAUCCAGAAGGCCGGAAGAGUAGAAGAGGCUGAGAUGAGACGGACUUUUAACAUGGGAAUUGGCAUGGUUCUUGUUGUGAGUCCGGAGGCAUCCCACAGGAUACUUGAAGAGGAUGGGAAUGGAGCUGCUUAUAAAGUAUACCGCAUCGGUGAGGUUGUAAGCAGUCAUGAAGGAGUGAUUUAUGUAUAGUUGAUUUUAGGUCAAUUUAACUUGUGACCGUAUCAUGAAUGUUAACUUUGUGACUCUAUCUUGCGAUUGACGAACCCCUGCACAAAUUUAAGCAGAGAAUUUAUGGAUUCUAUUAACGAAUAUUGUUGUUUCCUAGACA
Molecule: messenger RNA, 1717 nt
Organism: Malus domestica (apple)
Lineage: Eukaryota; Viridiplantae; Streptophyta; Magnoliopsida; Rosales; Rosaceae
Source: RefSeq, a predicted model, not a curated record